AUGGGCGGGCCCAAACUACUUAUUUUCCCAGUUUUCUACUUCGUCUUGAUACCUGUCGUUGCUGGCCACGGUUAUAUCAAGUCUUGGGCAUCUGACGAUUUACAAUUCCAGAAGGCUCAGAAGCAACCUCUUAGUGAGACUGCUUUCCGAAAUGCACCCUCAAAUAUUGGCUGGAUUGGCAGUAAAUUCAUCAACACCCCUGCAUUUGUUUGCGGUGCUUCAGAAACACCCAACGAGCAGGUGGCCCCACCAGGCGGUACAGUUUUCAGCUCUCAGGAUCAAAGUGCCAAGAAGACAUUAUCAGUUAACGCAGGCGGUAAGGUAACACUAAUCGUUGCAGGAAACGAGGGUGAAGGCUUUCCGCACCCGAAAGGCCAUAUGCUGGCUUAUCUUGGUUACUGCGGAACAUCUUCAAGUGCUUGUCAGAAUUUUGAUGCAUCCACAACCGACUACCACAGGAUCCAAGCGGAAGCUGAUGGUAUCUCUAACAAGCUGCGCAAGCAAUUUAAUUCUGAACAAGAUGGCCACCGCUGGGACGUUCCGAUUCCCAAAGACAUCGUAGAUGGAAGUUAUAUUCUUCGGCUAGAAAUGAUUGCAUUCGGCCAAUCAAGUUCCGAGGAAGGGCACCAAGAUCAAUACUACGUGUUUUGCGGGCAAAUAGCUGUCAAAGGAGGGUCAGGAUCCAGUCCCAUUCCCGACGAUGAUCAACCUACCGUCAAGCUCCCGGGCGCAUUCAAGCCGGGAAACAUCAGCCCGGACUCCUUGCCGAUCCCGGUGACGCUGGCCCAAGGUUCCAAAGGAGAAGCCCAAACAAAAUCGGCGGACACCGAUAGCAAGGAAACCCAAUCAACAGACUCCUCAGACACGUCAAGCCCGGCAGACCAUGGAGACUCCAAAGCAGCGGUAAACACAGGAUGUGCCGAUCUCUGUUACAAGCAAAAACUGACCGAGCUGAAAGACUUGGCGCCGAGCUGCUCCGCUGAUCAAUUCACUUGCAUUUGCAAAUCCCAGCCAUUUGUGAAAGCAUAUCAGUCUUGCUGCAAUGAUAACUGCACGGGAAAUCGUGAGACUCGCGCCGCUGUCAAUGAGAUCUACAAUAAAUGUGAUUCAGCAGAAUCUCCUUCCGAUGAUUCGGAUGAUCACUCGAAGUGA
Puccinia triticina is the source of this 1152-nucleotide messenger RNA. RefSeq lists its product as uncharacterized. The record is from RefSeq and is a predicted model, not a curated record. The transcript has 4 exons. Lineage: Eukaryota; Fungi; Basidiomycota; Pucciniomycetes; Pucciniales; Pucciniaceae. Bases 1 to 1152 code for a protein of 383 amino acids.